GAAGUCCGAGAUCAGGAUGAUGUAGGUGGAAAGAAGAUUACUACUAAGACAUUUCUUUCUCUUUCCCAAAUUACUGCCUUGUCAGAAGAAAAUCUGGAGGGAGUUGAAAAGAAGAUGGAAGAAUUUCUGAAUCUUACACAACUUAAGACAUCUUUGAAAGAAGCUAUUUUACUAGAUUAUUAUACUGCAGGAUUUUGGUGGGCUAAAGAAAUGAACUUCAGUCUUAUCCAGCUCUCAGGAUUCAUGGAUCUAUUAAAUUUUGCCUUGGAGAACCUCAGCAGCGAACGUAUGACCUUGGGAGAUAAUUUAAAAGAACUCGAAAGAGCAAUGUCUGGAAUAGGAGAAACUGAGUCAGAAGAAAGAGGUGACCUGAAUUUAUUCAGCAUUGAGCAAGCCAAAUCAAUCAUUGAUUACUUGGUUACCAGUUUAUUUAAACACUAUAAAGCAUAUGAAUACCUCUUCCACAGUCGUAGAGAAGAACCUGUGAUAAGUAAUGAGAUUGAGAUUGAACUUGACCAACCUGCAGCUUCCUCCUCAGCUUCAGCGACAGAAUCUCAGGGGUCUGACCAGGGAGAUUACCUGCAAGGGCCCUGUCCAGAGGCAGUGUCUUCCAAGGCGGAUGCUGUAGGUGAUGCUGCUAAAGAUGAGAAGUCUGCAGUGUGGGAAAUCCCAAAUGAAAUUAUUGACAACCUUGAGGCAGACUUAAAUGAAAAGCUACAAAUGCAGGAAGAAGCUUAGACUUGGAGAACAGAAAAAUUGAAAAGUUCUAAACAGCCAGAUAAGAAAGGUGAUGUUGGGUUUUGCAGGAAUUGGGCAGUAGGGGACGGCACACACGGAGGCUGGUUUGCUACCUGACCCAAAUUAUUUCUGUGUAGAGGAAAAUGGUUCUGUUAACAGUUACCUGGAAGUAUUUCAUUCCAGUCCCUCAAAUUUACGGUGUUCUGCCAGUGUUGUUGCUUAGUUUAGACUUAAGUUGAAGAUUAUAAACAGAUGGACACAUAAUUAAAACAUGUUGAAGUUCAGUUUAUUUCUGAGUACAAAUUCUAACUUUAAAAAAAAAGCUGCAGUUGCAUUCUUCCAGUUGUGAAAUACUUAACAAUUUCUGCUUUAAACCUAUGUUUUUUUCAGGAAAUGUUGCUACAAGGAAAAUACAUAGAGAGGAAACAUAAUUUUGAAGCACUGCAGAUAUAAUAAGGAGAGAAUUUAAUUAACAUGUAAUUACCCACCUUGCACUGUAGCUAUUCAUUAAUAAUAUAUAUGUUCUUUUGUUUUAAUUUGCUUCCUAAGCUUUAAAACAAAUUUAAUAGCUUACACUUCUUUCUUUCCACCAUAUUAAAAUUGCAUAACUGAAGAGUUUGCACUUCAGUAUUCUCAAGAAGAGUUCCUUUAGAUUUCAGUGGAAUUGUUUCUGGAAUGCAUGUAUCCUUUCAUCUGAGAAUGUUUCCAUAUUUUGUCAGCCAUUGUAGAAAUGUUAUAGAAAUGUUUCAUGCUCACAAGGAAUCCAAUCAAAUAAAUGACCUCAGAAGAACUGA
Sturnus vulgaris (Common starling) is the source of this 1532-nucleotide messenger RNA. RefSeq names its product ciliary associated calcium binding coiled-coil 1 (gene CABCOCO1). NCBI's taxonomy places the organism in Eukaryota, Metazoa, Chordata, Aves, Passeriformes, Sturnidae. The record is from RefSeq and is a predicted model, not a curated record.